AUGGCGCCAUCCUUUCGUGCGGCUGCCGUUCUGGCAGGUUUGGGCGUUUUGUUCACUUGGUCCGCACCGCCCUUUGCAGUCUGGGGUGCCGAUGCCCAGGCACCAGCUUGUCACGAAUGCUACGAAGCGGCCGAUGAUGCCGAGCUCCAGCUUCGCCAAGCCAUCGACAGCGUCGAGGCCCGCCUGCACUUUGACCGCCAAGCUUGGGCCAUGACCGGUCAGGAACAUCCCUUUCCCGCUCGUGCACACUCGCUGGCCACCGACUUGGGCCAGGUCGUCGACACUGUUGCCCAGCACCGUGCCGCGCUUGAUCAGCUUCUCAAGCGAUUGGACGCGCUUGACGUCCAGCAUCACGCCGCGCGCGUGGCCGCCGAUGCGUUGCAGCCCCGCGUCGCACAGGCCGAGGCUCUGAUUGACACUGGCUUUCGAGCCUAUGCCCCAGCUCUCGAUCAAAGUGCCACUCACAGCGCCGAGUUGACUCGCGCACAAGCUCAAGUCUCGGCCGUUGAGUCGCAAGCAGACUGGAUUGGUGACAUCCUCUUGACCAAGGCCGGUGAGGCAUCUCAACUCGUCUCAAUCGAGGCCGAGCUCAGCACCAAGGCUCGAGAUUUGGAACCGGCACACAUCGAGGCUCUGGUCGACCUCCUCGACGUGCCUGGGGACAUCAAUCGCGAGCGUUCCCACCUGGACGCCCAAGUGCAGGCCACCGAAGCUUCGCACACGGAACAGCACGUGCAGUUUCUGGGCGCCGCCGACACCUCGCGAGCCGCCGACACGCUCGCCAUGACCCUUCUUCUUGACACAGCCCGCGCUGAAACAGCUCAGGCAGGUGUCACCAAGUUAUCCAACCAGAUUGAGGCGUUUGAUCCUGCUGCCCAGCGCGCAGGCCUGGAUGACGCUGCGGAGAAAUUGGCGGCUACGCGAGCCGAUCUGCCCGAGUUGCCCAUAGCUGCCAUUGAAGCCCAGGAAGCCAAACUCUCCACUCAACUACACGGCUACGCCCAAACAUCCUCCGUCGCUACUCAACACGAAGCCCGACUGUUGGCCGAGGUCGACGCGUUUGCAAACCUGCGCGAACGCACGUCAACGGCAGUCGCCGAAGUUCAUGGCUAUGUCCAUGAGCUGACGGCGCUCGAGGCGCUCGCCGCUACGCUGUCUCAGUACGAUCAGCUCAGUCCAGAAACGGUUCAUGCCGAAGCCACCCUGACCGCUUCCGUAAACAACAGCCUUGCUGAGAUCAAUGCUGCACUCAACAUGGCCGUCUCAACUCACGCCACCAUCGCGCAGCAGCUUCUGAGUGCCGAGGCACAUGUGCAAGUUUUGGCCAAUCAGACACGAAUUGCUGCUACCCUCUCAGUGUUGCAAGACACGACCAUUCAGGUGUCUGCCACACUAGCCAAGCGCCAGAUGGCGCUGUCCUCGGAGACUAGUCUCCUGGCUCGGCUCAACGACGCUGCGGUUAGUCUGAGUGCAGCACAACCAGUUGCUCAGCACGAGCUGGAGCUUCAGGUGGCAGUGGGCUCAGCCUGUGCAGUCGAGCGCUGCCAGCAUGCUCAAGAGCUCGAAGUGUUGUGGACUCGUGUGGAGGCAGCGCUCAAUUCAACGCGCCAGCGCUCAGCGGAACUGAAUACGCUCGAGUUUGACUUGGGGGCACUGAGCACCAGCGUGGCUUGGCUGCAGCAACACGAGACGAAGCUGGACACCAAUUUGGCUCUUUUGGAAACUGAGCAGCGGAACGUGACUCGGGAGCUCAUGGCGGCCUUGAGCCUGCGCAAGAAGCUUGCGCUCACACCCGUCCGCUCUGUCGGCAGAGCGCUGGACCCAGCCAUCCCGCCGAUCGGAAAGGAGGAGAGGGGGAAGGAGGAUGAGAAGGAGGAUGAGAAGAGGGAGGAAAAGGAGGAGAAGGAGGAGAAGGAGGAUGAGAAGAGGGAGGAAAAGGAGGAGAAGGAGGAGAAGGAGGGAGAAGGAGGGAGAAGGAGAGCGAGGAGAGGGAGAGCGAGGAGGAGGAGGAGGAGGAGGGGGAGGAGGAGGGAGGGGGGAGGGGUCGGACCAAAUGUGACGGGUGGGCGGGGCGACACCUUUUGGCUGACAUUUAUACAGAAUGCGAACACAGUGAUGAUUGUGAUAAUAUUGUCACGCUUUUUUUCUUCUCUCUCUCUCUUUCGCGUACAAGUCAAGAUUGCAACGAUGAAGGUUUUGGUGACCGGAGCUAGCGGCUACAUUGCCGGCCAUCUGGUUCAGCAGCUGCUGGCCAAAGGCCACACGGUGCGCGGGACGGUUCGCUCCCUGGCCAAGACGGAUGCAGUUGGCUAUCUGCAGCAGCUGCCGGGUGCCACGGAGCGCCUGGAGCUGAUUGAGGCCGAUUUGCUUCAGCCCGGUUCUUUUGAUGCGGCCGCGCAGGACUGCGAAAUUGUCUAUCACACAGCCAGCCCUUUCUUUCGUCAGGUGGACAAACCGGAUGACUUGAUCGUCCCAGCGGUACAGGGUACUCGCAACGUGCUGUCGGCCUGUGCCAAAGCACCCUCUGUGAAGCGAGUCGUUGUGACCUCUUCGUUUGCCGCCGUUCUUUUUGGCCAUGACAUGGAGAAGGAUCCAUCUCCGUUUACCGAAGCCGACUGGAACCAAGUCUCGACGGCCGAGCAUCCAGAACCAAUGCACUGGUACCGGGCUUCCAAAAUUCAGGCGGAGCGGGCAGCCUGGGCGUUUGUCGAGAAUCCUGACGUCCAGUUUGACGUGGUCACACUCAACCCACCCAUGGUCAUUGGCCCCUGGCUGCCCGGUUACACGCGACCCAACGAAAGCAGCAUGAUCAUCAAGGAAAAGCUAACUGGUGAAAUCAAGGCUGUCCCGGCCGGUGGAAUCGGCUACAUUGAUGUCCGUGAUCUGGCCCGGGCCCACAUUCUGGCGGGUGAAACGCCCGAAGCAAACGGUCGCUAUCUGGUCACGUCCGGCGUGCCAACUCAUUUGGAGGUGGCCCAACUCCUCAAAACCCUCGAGCCCAACUCGGCCAUUGUCACCGAACCGCCUACUGAAAAGCGCCAAGCGUUUUUGAUCGAUGCAGGCAAGGCCGCCCGCGAUCUGAAACUUACCGAUUACAUCCCUCUGGAGCAAACGCUACGUGAUCAAAUCACCAGUCUUCGCCAAGCCGGCCUCCUCGACUAUCCCAACUAG
This is a messenger RNA of Monosiga brevicollis MX1, 3171 nucleotides long. RefSeq lists its product as uncharacterized. The record is from RefSeq and is a predicted model, not a curated record. Gene Ontology annotation, molecular function: oxidoreductase activity, acting on the CH-OH group of donors, NAD or NADP as acceptor. NCBI's taxonomy places the organism in Eukaryota, Choanoflagellata, Craspedida, Salpingoecidae. The transcript is spliced from 14 exons. The coding region runs from base 1 to 3171 and encodes 1056 amino acids.